This is a messenger RNA of Armigeres subalbatus, 8449 nucleotides long. RefSeq names its product PAS domain-containing serine/threonine-protein kinase (gene Pask). Lineage: Eukaryota; Metazoa; Arthropoda; Insecta; Diptera; Culicidae. Gene Ontology annotation, molecular function: protein serine/threonine kinase activity; ATP binding. Gene Ontology annotation, biological process: negative regulation of glycogen biosynthetic process; protein phosphorylation; intracellular signal transduction. The record is from RefSeq and is a predicted model, not a curated record. The transcript is spliced from 7 exons. Bases 263 to 4516 code for a protein of 1417 amino acids. Gene Ontology annotation, cellular component: nucleus; cytoplasm; cytosol.
CUUUCGCGGCUUCGAUGAACAAAAGAUCCGUUGGAUUUGCGUUUCAAACUGCCACCGCUAUUUUCUAUAAUUUGUUUCUGUUGUUCUACUCUUACAAAAUUUUCAGAUUGCUUAAUAAAUUCCGUGUCAAUUGUGUACUGUUUUUGUGUUUUGUGAUAAUUUGUUACUAACUGUGCUAAACACAUUGAAGACUGUUCUGGAUCCGUUCAUCAACUACUAGGAAGUUUGAAUCUAAACCUGGAACCACCUGUUAGCUUUGGAAAUGGAAAGCCCAAGUGCCAACUGCAGCAGUAUUCGGUUCAAAACACCACCAGAGGCAUCCACGAAGUGGAAAAAGUUAUUCCGUGGAUCGAAAGCGGACCUAGAGACGUUCUCCGACGAAGGGGACGAAAACAGCUUCUCCGGAAGUGAACGGAGAUCGCCACUGUUGAAGUUGGGAUCGCAGCAGCGGGUGGUCUGCACAACUAGUAAAAAACGGAUCCAUUUCCAACGCCGAAGGCCAACAGCUGCAGAGAAAGGAUCUACGGGAGGGCUGAAGCCGUGCAGUAUUUUUACGCCUUUGAGCAAACUCAAGCCCACCCAACUCAUCGGUUCCGGCACAGAUUCGGAUUGGCGCAGUUUCUUCAGCAAUUCGUUCGAAGUCAACCAGAGCUUUCCCCGCAUCGCAACCAACCGUCGAGAAAGACGCCGUCGGGAUGAGGACCAGCGCUGGCUGCUGAGCACGCCGCUCCGUUUCCAUCGCGUCGGGCCAUCGGCUGCCACCACCGGCAAAGGAAAACAUCAACGCUCGGCCUUCAUGGAUCGCGUCCGGGUGGACGGUGCCAACGGGUUACGCUUCACGGCGUUGCGUCCCAAAGGAUGCCUCUCGCAUGGGGUCAAUUCGCCGUACAAUAAUUCCUACGUGGCCUCGACUUCCGAGUCAAUCGGUCGUCUACCGAAGAGUGGAAUCAAUCCCAAUAAGGCGGUUUUCACGAUCGAUUCCAAGACGUCGCAGAUUUUGAUUGUGAACCGCAAUGCAUGUGAUUUGUUGGGUUACAGUUCCAAAGAAUUGUGUGAAAUGCAGUUUGCCAGUUUGUUGCCUAAUAAGAACAAGAUGCAUGUCUCUGCGCUGGCGGAGGGGCAGCUGAAUAGUGAGGACGGCACUGUGAUCAUACUGAGCGGGAAGGUGGUUGAGUUAUGCACAAAAUCUGGUGAGAAUGUGGCUGUUUCCCUAUGGGUGAGACAAAUCGAUAGCGAGUCGAGGUGUUUGGCAGUUGCCGAGCCGGUUGAAAGGAGAGUCGCACAACUGCUAGUAGAUAAGAGCGGCUACAUAGUUUCAGGAGACUAUGAGGCAUUGUUGCUGUUUCAAUUAGAUUCGAUUGAAAAAUUCAACGGGAUGGACGUUACACUGCUGGUGCCGGCAAUCCAGUUGCCCGAUGCUGAUAACAGUAUGAUUGCCAAACAAAUUCGGAAGCAGAAAGCGACUGGGAAAACAGCGGAAGGAGUGGCAUUUCCGCUAUGUCUGAUGAUUUCGCAUCACGACUCCGGCACGGACACCACCGAUAGUGGCCUAUCAAAUCCAAACCAUCUGUACAUUAUCACGAUUUGGGUUUUCACCAACAUCUCCGGGUUGAUUGUGAUCGACGAAAACUCCGUCAUAGAGUCGUGCAAUCACCAUUUUUCAAUGCUGAUGUUCGGAUAUCCCCAAAGCAAGAUUAUCGGAGAGCACAUUACGAAGAUUCUGCCGAAUUUUGGCCAGGAGUGCGACUAUCUCGGCUUUAUGAACCGAAGUCGGAAUGCGACACUUUCGUCAUUGGAUAAUGACGAGUCAGAAACGGAGACGGAUCACGUGGAUUUUGAGAAUAAGGAAGAGUUUAUACACAAUGCGAUCAACAAUAUGAAGCGCAACUCGGAUGUGGCUUGCAGUCCUGUGAAGGAGACAAGGAAAGUGUGCUUAGACUUUACAACGACCUCUACGAGCAAUAACCGAACGGAGGUUACAUCUUGUUCAGUCUCAUCGAAUUCAGCAACCGAUCAAGCGGUGCCCCAGGAGAAACCACAAAUCUUACCGGAGCCGACAGAGUCCAGUAGCCUAUUCAGUGCUAUCAUAGUUAGUUCCGUGCCAGAAAACCUGCUCUAUUUGGAGAGUAAUAGCGAAAAUAAUCGAAACUACGCAAAUCUAUCCAGCUCUGCAAGUUGCAAUGCACUAAAAUCGUCUACUUCGGUAGUAACUUCAAGCACAGCAAGAGAAGCACUUACCAAACCACCAGCGCUGGAGGACUGCUCGAACCCGGUUGAUUGCGACUUGCUGACGCCCGUUAACGAGUGUUUGAAUCUGUUGAGCGGAAAAAACAACUCAGUCGGAAGUCCAUCCAAGGAGCAACUCUAUACGUCCGAGGAUCUCAAUUCGGUGCUGUUGAAGAACUCCACAAGUCUUGAUUAUUCUGCUCCCAAGAGUGCACCUCCAACGGUAACCACACCACGCUACAUAAAACCCUACGAGCUAGCAAAGACGAUGGUUACAUCAACGCCUGACCAACAGAAACGCCAUUCUGCCGUCGGUACAAUCCCUGUACCAAGUGGGCCCCGGAGGUCCAUCUAUUCGGAUGGGAAGUACCGCGGGGAGGCGAUUCACUAUGAUGAAAAUGUGAUCGAUAUUCUGUACACAAUUUCUAACCAAACGCUCCCUUGCGGCAGGAAGGUUUACUGUAUCUGGGUUAGCCGCGAUCCGGACUCGUCGUACAACAACCUCGAGGACGAGGAUAAGCAUCAGAAUCUAACGCUAACCUUCAACAGUAUUACGAGUACGGUGGACAAUUCGCUCGGACAGGCCAUCAAACACACGGCGGCCGCGCAACACUCGGAACGACCAAGCUCGGUGUCCCGCAUGUCGCAGUGUGACGAUGAAUUGACUCACGGCGAGUACAGCAAGUAUUACACUUUGGUGAGGCACAUCGGGAAGGGCGCUUACGGGUACGUGAAAUUGAGUCACCGGAACUCGGAUAGAUUGUUGGUGAUAUCAAAGUUCAUACUGAAGGAAAAGCUCGUUCCGCAAUUUAUGAUAACGACCGACGACAAACGGGAGAUUCCCAUGGAAGUGUACCUGUUGAUGCACGUGAAACAUCCGAACAUCGUUAACAUGUUCGACUGGUUUGAGAACGACAAGUUCUUCCAGGUGGUGAUGGAAAUUCACGGUUCCGGGAUGGACCUGUUCGAGUUCAUCGAUCGACGACCCGUCAUGACGGAGAAGUUGGGUUGCUGGAUAUUUCGACAAAUCGCAAACGCAGUUGCGUUCCUUCACUCGUUGAACAUCCUGCAUAGGGACAUCAAGGAUGAGAACGUUAUAAUCGACCAUAAUUUCCAUAUCAAACUGAUCGACUUCGGAUCGGCGACAUUUGUCCAGGAGGGGCAACUGUUUUCAACUUUUUACGGAACGACCGAGUAUUGUAGCCCGGAAGUGUUGGCCGGCAACCGAUAUUCGGGACCAGAGCUGGAAAUGUGGGCACUAGGGGUCACGCUGUUCGUGCUGAUGUUUUUCGAAAACCCAUUCGUGGACGUAGAGGAAAUCCUGCAAUCCGAUCUGAUUAUACCGCAUGAAAUCAGCGACGAACUGGAGUACGUGUUGCUCUCGUUGCUGGACAAGAACCCCAAAACACGAAUCACCAUCAAAGAUCUAUUGGAGACCGAAUGGAUGGCACAGGAAAUCAAUCCGUCGCAGUUCAAUUUCGCCAAAAUUAUCCCCUGUGAGCCAUACGAAACUAAUCCGGAGAAGUAUUACGUAGAUCCCAAUAUUUGUUCCAGCCAAACAGGCCUUUCCACUUCACCGCAUAGUCUCUCGAUGGUGGAUGACGUUGAUGGGGAAGACGAUGACGAGCACGCUCAUAUGGACGAUUCUUUCAUCGAUCCCGAUGAAAUGUUGGAUGACGACAUUUGUCCUCUCUCGCAUGACGACGAACUCGGUCACGAUGAUAAUCAUUCGGGUAGAUCGAUGAACAUCUUGUCCACCGGGCUUACCAGCCUAUCGUUGAAGGAACCGGAUGGCACGUGUAUCAGUUUGGUGGAUGGCGAUCGGAUUGGACAGUCCACUUCAACGCACUCUACAACAGGGGUUGCUCCACUAGAAGACAGUUGUGAUACAGAGGACAAUGAAAUACUGCUGGUGGUGUUGAAUGGUGAUGAUGAUGAAGAGGAGAGGAAGGAUGAGAUUGAUGAUGAUGAUGAUGGUGGAGAUGAAGGUGGGGAGGUGACAGCGGAAGCGAUAUCACUACGGGAACCGUCCAGUAGCAGUUGCAGGGCUGGUGAGGGUGGAGGGCAUCCCAGCCCGUACAAUUCCCCUAGCAAAAGUGAUCGACGCAGAAGACAGCAACAACAACAGAGACGAAGACGCGCAUGGGAAACGAACCGCUCGGUUAUCGUCGUGACGCCGCCAGGUACUGAUAGUAGCAGUAAGGUUGAGGUGGAGGGCAGCGAGUGUGACUAUACCAAUGACAGCUUUGAAGAGGAUGAAGACGAUGGCGUGGAACCUCGGAUGAGUUAAUCUCUUUUCCAGCAUUCUUUUUUACGAACCAAAUAAAACGAUACUCAUUGUGUUUGAUAUUUAAUCCAGUUUAGAAAAAAAAGCACACGUGGCGUUAUAAAUAGAUAUGAUUUAUUUUUUAGUAUGCGAAAGAAGCUAUAAAACUAGUGUAGAUUCACUGAUAGGAUAGUGCAAUGCUGACUCUCUAUAGCAAAAUCCUUAGGAAUAAUUGGAAUGAGUCGUAACCAACAGUAACAGUAGUAUUAGUAGGAAAAUAAAAAUAAACAAGUUUACCAAAAAAUGAAAGCACAUUGAUACACAAGCAAGUUUAGAAGCAUCUAUCAGAUCAGAUUAUAUCAUUGUUGAACAGAUUAUUGAUUUUAAAAUAUAAAACUGAAAAAUACAACCAUUUGCAAGUCAAAUGCUAAAAUGAAGUUGAAAGAAAUCAAUCUUUUUCUGAAAGCGCGAAUAAAUUUCUUACUUGAGUAAAAAAAAUGUGGAGGUUGCUUGUUUUGUGAAAGAAAACUCAUUUCUAACUUAUUUCCAUCUGUUUAUUUCACAUCUAUUGCAUACAUAGUUGCAUUUUUGUUUGUUUUUAUACAUUUGAUAAUAUAGUAUAAUAACUCCAAUUGUGUGAGUUCCUUUAGUUUGUAUAUUAUUACUAUUUCUUCAACAAUUAAUUUUAUCUCUUUUCAAUACUACGAACAAUACGCGCUACUGAUUUGUCCAGUUAGGUUUUUUUUUUCACCCAAAACAAAAUUCCAAUUCUAGCCAAUAGAAAAUCUCUAAACACAGUUUAAUGUACGUCUUUCUCAAGAUGUUAAAAAGCACAUUGAUUUCGUUUUUCUUUUCCUAAUUUUCCGUCGUCUGUAGUGUAUAGCGCAAAAUUGCAAUGACUCAAUUGAGCAUUUUAUUGUUUGUUUAAAAUUUGUCUAGCAUACUUUUAGUUCUUCCUUCAGUAGAUCAAAUACCUUGUUAAUGUGUAUGUGUGGCAGCCAUAAUUGACAGAAAAUCAUAACGAUCAGCAGCUUUCCAUUUGUUUCAGUGUUCGAGCUCAUGGUAUGUCAAAUGUUGGAAGAACUUUGUACAAAAGUGAGUAAUGAAUUAAUAGCAGCGCCUAUCUUUUAUGAAAGAUGCAAGGUAAGUGGAUUGAGUAAUGUUUUCAUUGGCUCAUGUGUUUAUUGAUUACGGUAUCAGUUGUUCGACUGACUAAAAACAAAGGAUAUAUUAGGGGAAGUUGUUCAAUGAUACGAUUAAAAAAUGUACGGAGUGUUCAACAAUAGACGUUAUGGCGUUCAAAAUUUUCAGGAUUAUGCCACUUUUAGUCUAUUUUAGAAAAUUCACUUAUCGAACAGUUCUCAUUUACACAAGAAGCGGUUACCCUCAGUAUAGUCGAGAAAAAUUAAAAAAAAAAUAAAACUCGACUCAAAACUAUUCAAAUAAAAAAACCCUGAUUAAUCCACCUAGCGGUGAUGGUGCCUUUCUCGUACAAGUUAAAAAUUGUAUUUUGUCCAUAACUUCCGAUCCCAUAGUCCGAUCCGGUUAACUUUCAAUAGGAAACUCUCCGGCAAUAGGAUGCAAAGACAAAAUAACGGAUUAUGGGGCCCUCCUUAGCCAUGAGGUAAGACGCGCGGCUACAAAGCAAGACCAUGCUGAGGGUGGCUGGGUUCGAUUCCCGGUGCCGGUCUAGACAAUUUUCGGAUUGGAAAUUGUCUCGACUUCCCUGGGCUUAAAAGUAUCAUCGUGUUAGCCUCAUCAUAUACGAAUGCAAAAAUGGUAACCUGGCUUAGAAACCUCGCAGUUAAAAACUGUGGAAGUGCUUAAUGAACACUAAGCUGCGAGGCGGCUCUGUCCCAGUGUGGGGAUGUAAUGCCAAUAAUAAUAAGAAGAAGAAGAGGAAGGGCCUGCAGUCCACGAUGUGAAGAAUGGUCUCAUUAUCUCUGCGCAGUUGAUAUCGGAGCAGAGGGUUACGCAGGAGUUGCUUGAUUCUACCAACAUUGGGCAACCACCAAACAGAGGGAUUGCAUCGUGUAUCGACCGCCCAUCUAUCGCGAGUAGUGCAUCGUCGGAGUUGCCACCAAUAGACAACCUUGGGACAAUAACAAACACAUCAAAAACAAGAAAUGACAUUUGUUUUAUUAUCAUUUUUCAUUUAUCAACGAGCUUUCUUCGAUCUAGUACCCAUUUCAAUUCCCCUUCUAUUCCUCGAUAUCUCCUUUUUCUCGUGAAUAAUUCAUUAUUUUAAGGUCACUCCUCACGGAAUCCAAGUUUCAAAGUGCUCGCGUUUUCGGGGGCACACCACUCGAUACGGAGGCGGCGCACAAUUGUCAUUUUUGUUAAUUUAGCUUUGCUGCGUCGCAGCAUGCGUGAAAAAAUAAAAAUGACAGUUGUGCGUGCUUCCGUAUCGAGUGGUGUGCCCCGAAAACGCGAGCACUUUGAAACAUGGAUUCCGUGAGGAAUGGCCUUAAAUGGAAAAAUUUCUAUAGCGCACUGCACGGACUGCGUUGUCUCUUUCUCACUGCAAAGAAAUUAGAAAACAACAAGGCCGGUAAAUGUCAAAAUAUAUGAAGAACGAAAGAGGAAGAGAUCUUUCCGUGCAGUGCCCUAUAGAUCCGUCAAGAUUAUUUGGGCUAAUAAACCCAAAAAAUUGAUUUUUUUUUGCAAAUCGUAGAGAAUUCUUAAGGACGAACUUUUGGAAUCCAAUGUUUAUUCACCUCGCGUUUUCAAGGGCACCACUAUCAAUACUGAAGCAAAAAGCAACUGUCAUCUCUUUAAUCUAUGGUUGCUGCGUCGCUCUCAGCAAAGUCAAAAUAGAAAGAUGACAGUCAUCGGUUGCUUCUUUGGUUAGAUUGGUGCCUCUGAAAAUUCGAGGUGAAAUUUAUUUAGAUUCUGGAAAAUUUCACCUUUAAAUCAUGUGAGGAUUUUGUUCGGAACUUGAUGUCCAAACUGAUCUGCGGAAAUUUAAUUAAAUUGUUUUUUAAUAAAAUUUAAUGCAAAUACCACUGCCGGUACUUUCAUAUCAGUUUCAUAUCAGUGGUUUUUCGCAUACUGAGACAAUAGCCGAUGAAGUUUCGAACCGCGUGUCUCAUGUAAAAAAUCUAAUAAAUUCAAACAUUUUGCGAUUGUGAUAAAGUUUUGCAUAGUCCAUCAUUGGAUGAGUUAACAUAAAAUGAUUUAUAUCGUGGAAAAAAAAAGUGUUUAUGUAAAUUUAUAAUGGAACUGGUAUGUUGGUACAUCCAAUAUAGGACAAGGUAGGUUUGGUAUUUUUUUUUCACACUUCUCCGGAACAAUGUCUCAUUUUUUAUCAUGUUAUGUGGAAGUAUGAUAAAAUUGAAUGCUAUUCAAUGCUGAUAUGCGAGUACCAGCAGAUCAUGUCAUGACGAAGUCAUUUUCUCUAUUUGUUCAUUUGUUUUUUGUUCGACCCAUCUCUCUGAACGUGUACGCACCUCUAGUCAAAACAAACGCAACUUCACGGUUUUCUCUGUUUAUUUGUAUUUUUUUUAAUUAAAGCCACACAUUUGCCAUUUUACAUUCCGUCUAUUAAACGGUGAAAAAGUGGAGAUUUAUUCUAAAUGUUGGCUUUUAUGAAGUUUAUGAAGCUAAAAAGUCUAUCAUAUUUUCGUGACGAUUUUCAAUUUUUUGCAAUCGUAAAGUGUACCCUAAUAUAGAAAAGACAAACGUAGUUCUACGUCAAAAAAAUUAUGUACACUGAAAAAAUCGUUCACGACAGUCUUAAAUCUAAAAUUCGAAAAAGAGUUAUGGCCAGGGUUUGCAGAAAUCGCUCUCGAAAGAUAACGAACAACGAUAAAAGAGAAGCAAAAACCUCCUCGAAUCAUAACAAAAACAUGAAAAUCGCACUUGUAUACAAGUUGAAAAAAAACUCUUCUUUUCGUUGUUUCCCGUCUUUUUUGUAUGUCUUCCAUUCCUUCCCUUUCCUAUUGUGUAUUUGUGAUC